Molecule: messenger RNA, 1023 nt
Organism: Plenodomus lingam JN3
Lineage: Eukaryota; Fungi; Ascomycota; Dothideomycetes; Pleosporales; Leptosphaeriaceae
Source: RefSeq, a predicted model, not a curated record
AUGUCCCAGGACAUCGUCAACAACACCGGCUUUGGUGGCGGUCCUGCUCUACGGGCGCCUGACUUGACCAUCAACAUCGCUAGUCAAGGAGACCUCAUUCUCGUGGUCGGUCCUAGCCAGCGGAAGCUUCGAGUCCUGUCGGCAGUCAUCAGCAUGGCCUGUCUGAGCUCCACCAACUCGUUCGGAGAAGUCUGUGGAAGAGCGCGCGUUAAUGAUCAAGGCCUCAAGUAUGUUGUCAGGCCUAUGAUGAACGAAGACGCCGUGGAGAUGAUCUGCCAGGUCAUACACCACAAGAUAUCUCAGCGUUACCACCUGGCUCCUGAACUGGUGUUCGCCAUGGCUCUUGCGGCUACAGAAUUGCAGUGUGGCCAGUCCUUGCAAUUUGCCAUGGUCACCUGGCUUCAACCACUCAACAUGGGCAUCAAUGGUAAUGUCAGGGGCUUGGUCUAUCUUAUGGCCGCUGCCUAUAUUUUCGGUGACGUAUCCGCUUUCCGGGGCAUUACCAAGCAGCUGUUGAUGCAUCGCACUGGUGGAUUCAUGUCUCUUGCCUUGCAAUAUCCCGAAGUCUUCGCUGUGGUACCCGAACGAAUGCUCUGUAUGCUCGAAAUUCUUGGAGCCAUUUGUGUGUUCUACUUGAAGAAGGCGAUUGCGGAUGGACGUUGGGACCCAAUGAGAAGUGGACCGUCCGGUAGGGUCAUCUGCUUUUGCACCUGGGGUUACGAACGCUUUCUGUACUAUGGUCUUUCGCUUCAUGGAAGUGGACUCACCCCUCAUCAGUUGCAUGGACGUUCUAUCUGGGCCAUCGGGCAAUCCAUCAUCCACCUCAACGAUCCGCAGCCGCUGCGUCCGACAAGACAAUGCCUAAACGAUCAGCACGUUUCACCAAACUUCUGCAGUCUUCGAAACCAGCGCGUAGGAUUCGUCUACCGAGCCGCGACCCUGUGCCUCUAUUGCGUUCAGGCAGAUGCGCUUGGGAAGGCAGUCUGCACCGCAGGACAUCAGUUCUGGUCCUACAGGGUCUAA